Molecule: messenger RNA, 4604 nt
Organism: Caenorhabditis sp. 36 PRJEB53466
Lineage: Eukaryota; Metazoa; Nematoda; Chromadorea; Rhabditida; Rhabditidae
Source: the annotation of a GenBank genome assembly
AUGGACCAACUUGAGCAACUGUCGCUCGUGAGCAAAGUGCUCAGCGAGCUCGAAAAUCACUUCGGAAUGGCCAACAAGGACAUUGCUGAGUUUGUGAUAGAGUUGGCGAAAGAGAACCCGACUUUUGACAAAUUUAAAAAAGAAUUGCAGAAUCAGGGACUUGAUGAACAGGUUUGUGCUGAACUUUGUUGGAAAAAUUUGCGGAGAAAAGUGGAAAACCCGUUUUUUCGCUUUUUUCACUAAAAACAUGCUGGAAAAUAGGGAAAACGUAAGAAAGCUUGUUUCUAGAUAAUUUUGUACAAAAUAGGUCUCAAAUCUGAAGGAUAAUCGAUUUUUCCCCAUUUCUUUUCAAAACUCAAUAUAAACGACGCGGAAAAAAUUACCAUGGAAUUCAUGCAGUUCUGUCAAGAUUUCUACAUUCUCUCGUUCAAAAAUUCAUGAAAAGCUCAAUUCCUACAUAUUCACCUCAAAAAAUUCCAAAAUCGCUCGUUUUUGCAGUUUGACGACUCGCUUACCGCCACAGUGCUGCGCAUAGUUCAGAGCAUGUCCAGCACGAAGAAGAAGAGCAAAAAGGGCGAUUCGAAGGAGGACGUCAAAGAAUCGCACAAAAUCACGUUGAUUUCCGAUGCGAAAGACGAGAUCAAGGCGCGAUUGCCGGCGCUGGCGAUGGCCAACACGGUCGUGGAGAAGGAGGAGGAGGGCGACGAUCUGAUGGCGCAGUUGGAGAAAAUGGAGGGGAAAUAUGUGCAGGAGGUAGGUAAAUCGGCGAAAAUUGCCAAAAAUUCAAGUUUAUCGAGCAUUUCACCCAUCUUCCGCUUUGAAAUCGAACAAUUUGACAGUUUUCUCGAGAUUUCGCAGCAGAAGAAAAAUCAUGGAAAUCCUGAAGAAAUCGCGUUUUUCACCAAUUUUUUGGUAAAAAUCAUCGAGUUCCGUCGGAUUUUGCCAACUUUCAUGAGAACCUUGCUUUUUCGAUAAAAACCUGAUUUUCUUGCAGAAAAGUCAAAAAUCGUCCACAUCACGUCGUCGCACGCGCUCCAGAAGUCACGAACGCGAAAAGAAGCGUCGUCGGAGCCGAAGCCGAGAUCAUCGCCGCAAAGAUCGAAGCAGAAGUCGUGAGGACCGAAGAAGAAGGCGGGAAAGAUCGAGAAGUCGUGAGAAAGGACGAGAUCGGCAGCAGGAGGCACGAUUCGAGCGACGUCCCGAUGUGGCGGAGAUUGGAAAAAUCUACGAGGGCCGCGUGAACUCGAUCCAGUCGUUCGGGGCGUUCGUACAGCUGGAAGGGUUCCGCCAGAAGCAGGAGGGCCUCGUCCACAUUUCUCAGAUCAGAAACGAGCGAGUGCAGACGGUGGCGGACGUGUUGAAGCGGGGCGAACGCGUGAAAGUGAAGGUGAUCCGCAUCGAGAACGGCAAGACGUCGUUGUCGAUGAAGGAGGUCGACCAGCAGAGCGGAGAGGACCUCAACCCGCGGGAGGCGGACCUCAACCCCGAUGCGAUCGGAGUGCGGCCGAGGACUCCGCCGGCCGCCAGCUCGUGGAUGAACCCGGAAGCCACGACGGUCUCCUCCUCCUCGGCGUCCACGUCGAACGGAAAGGCCCGCGUGCGCAUCUCCACUCCCGAACGCUGGGAAUUGCGGCAAAUGCAGGGCGCCGGAGUGCUCGCCGCCACCGACAUGCCCGAUUUCGACGAGGAGAUGGGAGUGCUCAAGAAUUUCGAUGGUGAGUUUCAAAUUACAUAAACAACUGCCUGAAACGGUUUCGAGUAAAACUUUGUUCAAAUUUGCAGAAGAAAGCGACGGCGAAGACAUUGAAAUCGAGCUGGUCGAGGAGGAGCCGGACUUCCUUCGCGGAUACGGAAAGGGCGGCGCCGAGAUCGAGCCGGUGAAGGUGGUGAAGAAUCCGGACGGCUCGCUGGCACAGGCGGCGCUCAUGCAGGGAGCACUCUCGAAAGAACGGAAGGAGACGAAGAUCCAGGCGCAGCGGGAGCGGGACAUGGAGUCGUCGCGGGGCUUCUCCUCGAACGCACGCAUCCUGGAUCCGAUGUCGGGCGGGCAGACGACGGCGUGGUCGGCGGACGAGUCGAAGGAUCGGAACACGCGGAUGAAGGAGAUGCCGGAGUGGCUGAAGCACGUGACAGCCGGCGGAAAGGCGACGUACGGCAAGCGCACAAACAUGAGCAUGAUCGACCAGCGGGAGAGUCUGCCGAUCUUCGCGCUCAAGAAGAAUCUGAUGGAGGCGAUGAUCGACAACCAGAUUCUUGUCGUCGUCGGAGAGACCGGCUCGGGAAAGACGACGCAGAUGACGCAGUACGCGGUGGAGGCGGGGCUCAGCAGACGCGGAAAGAUCGGAUGCACGCAGCCGAGACGUGUGGCGGCCAUGUCGGUGGCGAAGCGAGUCGCCGAGGAGUACGGCUGCAAACUGGGUACGGAUGUCGGAUACACGAUCCGAUUCGAGGACUGCACGAGUCAGGACACGAUCAUCAAAUACAUGACGGACGGAAUGCUGCUCCGAGAGUGCCUCAUCGACCCGGACCUCUCCGGUUACUCGCUGAUCAUGCUCGACGAGGCCCACGAACGGACCAUCCAUACCGACGUUCUUUUCGGACUUUUGAAGGCAGCCGCCCGAAAGAGGCCCGAAUUGAAGCUGAUCAUCACCUCUGCCACGUUGGAUUCCGUCAAAUUCUCAGAAUAUUUCCUCGAGGCGCCGAUUUUCACAAUCCCCGGCAGAACGUUCCCCGUCGAGAUUCUGUACACGAGAGAGCCGGAAUCGGACUAUCUGGAGGCCGCGCACGUGACAGUCAUGCAGAUCCACCUGACCGAACCGCCCGGCGACGUCCUGGUCUUUCUGACGGGACAGGAGGAGAUCGACACGUCGUGCGAAGUACUGUACGAGCGGAUGAAGUCCCUCGGGCCCGACGUGCCCGAACUCAUCAUCCUGCCCGUCUACGGAGCCCUGCCCAGCGAGAUGCAGACGAGAAUCUUCGAGCCGGCGCCGGCGGGCAAACGGAAAGUCGUCAUUGCGACGAACAUUGCCGAGACGUCGUUGACCAUCGACGGAAUCUUCUACGUCGUCGAUCCGGGAUUCGUGAAGCAGAAGAUUUACAAUCCGAAGAGUGGCAUGGAUUCUUUGGUACGUUUGAGGGCAUUUUUUGCAAUCCUGGCUUCGACAGCUUCAUUUCAACGGGAAAUACGAAAAUUUCGAAUUAAAUCUGCCCUAAAUGCUGAAAAACGCUCAAUUCUAAACGAACUUUAAACAAACUAAGCGUUAUCAGGAUUAUAGUUUUGCUAAUUUAUAACGAAAAUCCUUGCAGGUAGUGACGCCGAUCUCUCAAGCGGCGGCGAAGCAAAGGGCGGGACGUGCGGGCCGAACGGGACCGGGAAAGUGCUACCGUCUGUACACGGAACGGGCGUUCCGCGACGAAAUGCUGCCGACGCCGGUUCCGGAGAUCCAGCGGACGAACCUCGCGUCGACACUGCUGCAGCUGAAGGCGAUGGGCAUCAACAAUCUGAUCGACUUCGACUUCAUGGACGCGCCUCCCCUGGACUCGAUGAUCACGGCGCUCAAUACGCUGCACACGCUCUCCGCCCUCGACGGAGACGGCCUGCUGACCAAGUUGGGACGUCGGAUGGCAGAAUUUCCACUGGAACCGUCGCUCGCCAAGCUGCUCAUCAUGUCGGUGGAUCUUGGAUGUUCGGAAGAAGUGCUGACGAUUGUGGCGAUGCUGAACGUGCAGAACAUCUUCUAUCGGCCUAAAGAGAAACAGGACAUGGCGGAUCAGAAAAAGGCAAAGUUCCACCAGCCGGAAGGCGACCAUCUGACGCUGUUGGCGGUGUACAACUCGUGGAAAAACCAUCACUUCUCGCAGCCCUGGUGCUUCGAGAACUUUGUGCAGGUGCGGAGCAUGAAGCGAGCACAGGAUAUCCGGAAACAACUAUUAGGGAUCAUGGACAGACACAAACUGCUGAUGAUCAGUUGCGGACGGGAUGUGUCGAGAGUUCAGAAGGCGAUCUGCUCGGGAUUCUUCCGGAAUGCGGCGAAACGCGAUCCGCAGGAGGGCUACCGUACGCUCACCGACGGACAGAACGUCUACAUUCAUCCGUCGUCGGCGUGCUUCCAACAUCAGCCCGAAUGGGUUGUCUAUCACGAAUUGGUGAUGACCACCAAGGAGUACAUGAGAGAGGUAAGGGGCUACUGUAGAACAAGUAGCUAUUGAUUUACUGGUUUCGACUUUCGAAUAUCGUAGCUCUUGUCUUAAAUUUGACUUGACUACUGUAUGAAUUCUUUGCGCUACUGCAGGUUUCUAGUGGUUACGGUGGCUGAACUUGAUUGGAUUACGAUGGGGUUACUGUACCUAGAAACUUGGUACAGCAACAGAAAUAUGUUUCAUGGUCCCUUUGAGAUAUUGUAGCUUUAAACUUGCAGGUGACCGCAAUCGACCCGAAAUGGCUCGUCGAAUUCGCGCCGUCGUUCUUCAAAAUCGGCGACUCGACAAAAUUGUCGAAUUUCAAGAGGAACCAGAAGAUCGAUCCGCUCUUCGACAAGUACGCGGAUCCGAACGCGUGGCGCAUCACUCGUGUCAAGAAGAGGAUAUACAAUCCGAACAAAUAA